AUGAACAUCAGUCACGGAGCAGCUGUAGCAUCUCUCAGUGAUAAGUCUGAGUUCCCAUCUUUCUCUCGAACUGUCUCAAACUUCAACUCCCAUGCCCUUGGAUUAACAAGGUUAGCAAUGUACUUUGGCUGGACAUGGCUAGGGAUCAUCAGUUCUGAUGAUGACUAUGGCCAAUUGGGAAGCAGGAGUCUAAGAAACAGCCUAAUUACUGCUGGAGGUUGUCUUGAUUUCCAGGAAACAGUGCCACGGACUAAUGCCAGAACUAAACUAAUGCAAAUAAUAGAAACCAUUAAAAGAUCAACUGCAAAAGUAAUUGUUGUUUAUGUUAGCAAAAAGAACAUAGUUCCAAUUAUGGAAGAAAUAUCAGCACAUGAUAUUAUGGACAGAGUCUGGAUAAUAAGUGACACAUGCACAGUAUCUCAGGAGGCCUUUAAUAAAAAGAUGCUAGAAACAAUAAAUGGUACAAUUGGUCUGGCACAUCAUACAAUGGAAAUGGUAGGUUUCCAAGACUCUGUUUACAGGAUCCAUCCUUUAACCCAGCAAGAUGAUAUUUUUAUUAAACCAUUCUGGGAAAAAGCAUUUAGCUGUACCUGGGCAAACAGUAGUAUGAAAAACAGCACAUUAAUAGCAAAUGGAAGGACAAGUUUCUGCACAGGUGAAGAAAAAGUACAGGACCUGGAUGUAUCAUUAUUCAAUAUUUAUACAUCUGUGCUAGCAAGUCGUGCCUAUAAUGCAUUGUAUUCGGUGGCACAUGCACUACAUGACAUGCUAACAUGCCAGAAUCAAAGGGGGCCUUUUCUUAAUGGAUCAUGUGUAGACAUCCUUAGCUUUGAACCAUGGCAGCUCCUUCAUUAUGUGCGGAAUGUGCAUUUCAAAACACAUGCUGGUGAAGAAGUAUUCUUUGAUAGUAAUGGCGAUCCACCUGUUGAGUAUGACAUCCUGAAUCAGCAAAUAUCAGAUGUUGGUGCACUGAGCUGUGUGAAGGUUGGCAGCUUCAGAACAGCAGCUCCAAAAGGGAAGGAAAUCAUGAUUAAUGAUACUGGUAUCAGAUGGAAUGGUGCUAUUAAUGGGAGCACAGCACUUUUGCGUGGUGCUGCACUACGUUUAAACUUCGGAGAUCGAGGUUCAGUGAACCAGAAUUUGCGAAAAUGCAAUCUUGCUAUUUGUAUCAAGUGCUCUGAAUCUCAGUGGGCCAGUGAUAAAAGAGACAGAUGUAUCCCUCGGCUUCCUGAAUAUCUCUCCUUUGAGGACACUCUGGGUGUAACAUUUUCUGCCAUAUCCACUGUCUGUACCUUAAUUACUGCUACCAUACUGUGUGUUUUUCUUAAAUACAGGGAGACUCCAUUAGUUAGGGCUAAUAAUCGAGAAUUAAGCUAUCUUCUUCUACUCUCCCUCAUGUUAUGCUUCCUCUGUUCCUUCAUAUUUAUUGGUCAACCUAUGGGAGUAAGUUGUAGGAGUCGACAAAUUAUUUUCAUUACUGUUUUUUCCUUUUGCAUUUCUUGUGUUCUGGCAAAAACCAUCACUGUGGUGAUUGCCUUUAGUGCUACUCAGCCAGAGAGUAGGUUGAGACAGUGGGUGGGGUCACGAAUCCCUACUUUUUUCAUUCUUGUUGUUUCACAAGUUCAUAUCCUGAUAGAUAUUUCCUGGCUGGGGACUGCACCUCCUUUUGUACAACAUAAUAUAAAAUUUGCAAAAGAUAAGAUAAUAAUUGAAUGUAAUGAAGGCUCUAUUGCCAUGUUCUAUUGCAUGCUGGGAUACCUGGGCCUUCUAGCAAGUGUAAGCUUCAUAGUUGCAUUUCUUGCAAGAAAAUUACCUGAUAACUUUAAUGAGGCCAAGUACAUUACUUUUAGCAUGUUAGCUUUCACAAGUGUUUGGGUAUCCUUUAUUCCAGCAUACGUAAGUGCAAAUGGAAAAUAUGUUGCAGCGGUGGAAAUUUUUGCCAUCUUGUGUUCCAGUGCAGCAUUACUCAUUUGUAUAUUUAUCCCAAAGUGCUACAUUAUUCUUUUAAGGCCAAAGAUGAAUACAAAAGAUUACUUAAUGGGGAAGAAAAAUGUUCAUAAUUGUUAA
Messenger RNA from Protopterus annectens (West African lungfish), 2067 nucleotides. RefSeq names its product extracellular calcium-sensing receptor-like. NCBI's taxonomy places the organism in Eukaryota, Metazoa, Chordata, Ceratodontiformes, Protopteridae. Gene Ontology annotation, cellular component: membrane. The record is from RefSeq and is a predicted model, not a curated record. The coding region runs from base 1 to 2067 and encodes 688 amino acids. Gene Ontology annotation, biological process: G protein-coupled receptor signaling pathway. Gene Ontology annotation, molecular function: G protein-coupled receptor activity. The transcript is spliced from 6 exons.